Olea europaea var. sylvestris is the source of this 2047-nucleotide messenger RNA. RefSeq names its product wall-associated receptor kinase 2-like. The record is from RefSeq and is a predicted model, not a curated record. Gene Ontology annotation, cellular component: plasma membrane. The transcript is spliced from 3 exons. Gene Ontology annotation, biological process: protein phosphorylation; cell surface receptor signaling pathway. Lineage: Eukaryota; Viridiplantae; Streptophyta; Magnoliopsida; Lamiales; Oleaceae. Gene Ontology annotation, molecular function: ATP binding; protein serine/threonine kinase activity; calcium ion binding. Bases 62 to 2047 code for a protein of 661 amino acids.
GUUACUACAUGCAAUACAAAUACAACCAAGGAAAAAUUACAAUAUAGAAGUCUCCAUAGCCAUGGGAUUGCAUUUUUUGAAAACCCAAUGCAUUCUGGCAAUUCUGAUUACAUUUGUCUCAACAUCAAUUUCAAGUUCUCUCCCAGAUGCCAAUUUCCAAAUAGCGAAGCCAAACUGUAAGAAUCUUUGUGGAAACGUACCCAUUCCCUUCCCUUUUGGCACUACCGAAGCAUGUUUCUAUAACAGGUCAUUCUUAGUCACUUGUAAUGAAACCUUCAGUCCUCCCAAAGCAUUUGUAACGAACUCGACCGUAGAAAUCACUAACAUAUCCCUGGAGGGCCAAUUGCGCGUCCUAAGCUACAUAGCGAAAGACUGUUAUUAUCAGAAUGGCAACAGAAGCCUGCAUAAUGCUCCCUUGAUACAAUUAAUCUGGGGCCUCUCCAUCAGUACUGCAAAUAAAUUCACCGUGGUUGGUUGCGAUACUAAUGGUUUUGUGCAUGGUCGGCGGUUUAACAAAAAUUUUUAUCGGACAGGGUGUAAUUCUUAUUGCGGAUCCAAGGAGGAUUUGGCAGACGGUAUGUGCUCUGGUCUAGGCUGCUGCCAAACUUCUAUCCCAAAAGACGUGCGGAGAGCAGAGAUGACAUUGCAGAGCUAUGAUAAAUUCAAAAAUGUGUGGGACUUCAACAAUUGCAGCUAUAGUUUCCUUGCUGAAGAAAGUGCAUUCAAUUUUACUCCAAGUAGUCUUUCCAGCCUGAGGAAUGUAAUAAGUCUUCCUAUGGUGGUUGACUGGGCGGUUGGAGAUGGAACUUGUGUGGAGGCUCAAAAUAACAUGUCUAGUUAUGCAUGUAAAAGUUUGAAUUCCAAGUGUAAAGAACCCGAUAAUGGUUAUGGGUAUCGCUGUUAUUGCGAUGAGGGUUUCCGAGGAAACCCAUACCUCGAUGGUGGCUGUCAAGAUAUUGAUGAAUGUCUAGAUCCAAACAAUAAAUGUGAAAAGGGAUGUAAGAACAUACCGGGGAAUUAUACCUGUACUUGCCCGGAAGGUUACCAUGGCGACGGGUUGAAAUAUGGACAAGGUUGCAUUCGUGGUGAAUCACUCAUCUUCAAACUUGUUGCAGGGAUUGCUCUAGGCUUCAUUGUUCUUCUGCUUGGUGCCUGUUGGUUGUACUUGGAACUCAAGAGAAGAAAGUUGAUCACAAUGAAGCAGAAAUUCUUUCUUCAAAAUGGUGGAUUAAUGUUGCAAGAACAACUCAUUAGAAGAGACUACUCUCCCGAUACAAUGAAAAUAUUCACUUCCGCGGAGCUCAAGAAAGCAACAAACAACUUCCAUGACGAUAGGAUUAUCGGUCAAGGAGGUUUUGGCACUGUAUACAAAGGCUUUCUAUCAGAUAAUAGAAUAGUUGCCAUCAAGAAGUCCAAAGAGGUUGAUCCAAACCAAAUCGAGCAAUUUAUCAAUGAGGUGAUUGUUCUUUCCCAAAUAAACCACAAGAAUGUUGUCAGGCUUUUUGGAUGUUGUUUAGAAACACAAGUUCCUCUACUAGUUUAUGAAUUCGUCAACAACGGCACCCUUUUUGAACACAUAAACAAUGAAACAAAAGCACACGCUCUUUCUUGGGACAAGCGCUUAACAAUAGCUACAGAAGCUGCUGGUGUGCUUGCAUAUUUGCACUCGGCAGCUUCACCUCCAAUCAUACACAGAGACGUCAAGUCAGCUAAUAUUCUUUUAGACAAUAAUUUCACUGCAAAAGUGUCUGAUUUUGGAGCAUCGAGAUUAGUUCCUGCGGAUCAAACUCGAUUAUCAACUAUGGUGCAAGGAACAUUUGGAUACUUAGACCCGGAAUACAUGCAAACAAACCAAUUAACGGAAAAAAGUGACGUUUAUAGUUAUGGAGUAGUCCUUGUGGAGUUAUUAACAGGAAAAAAAGCAUUGAGCUAUGAGAGACCAGAGGAGGAGAGAAAUUUAGCAAGCUAUUUUCUUUCUAGACUGAAUCAAGGCCGUUUAUACCGAGUUCUUGAAGAUAACAUUGUAUCCGAAGGCCGUCAAUUGUGA